Ochlerotatus camptorhynchus is the source of this 948-nucleotide messenger RNA. RefSeq names its product cullin-5-like. Bases 571 to 933 code for a protein of 120 amino acids. Gene Ontology annotation, molecular function: protein-macromolecule adaptor activity; ubiquitin protein ligase binding. Gene Ontology annotation, cellular component: SCF ubiquitin ligase complex; Cul5-RING ubiquitin ligase complex. The record is from RefSeq and is a predicted model, not a curated record. Gene Ontology annotation, biological process: SCF-dependent proteasomal ubiquitin-dependent protein catabolic process; protein ubiquitination. Lineage: Eukaryota; Metazoa; Arthropoda; Insecta; Diptera; Culicidae. The transcript has 2 exons.
UGCAAAAAGGUUUGUCCUCUCUCCGGCAAACAGCCAGCAAAAAUUAUUCAGAGUGAAUUGGCGAGUUUUUCAUUCCUUCUAGCCGUGAAAAGUUGUACAGUAGAUAGUUUUUACAGUCCAUCAAACAGGUUUUAUUUUGUUUCGACAAUGCGAGUACCUGCUGGCAGCAACAUUAAGUUAUCAUAGAUCGUGUCUAGCUCAUAGUCUACGCCGCAUAACACGAUAAACACAGCAAGAAAAUCGUCUGGAGGAAGUCUACGACAGAGUUCCACUCCGCUCCAUCCCAUCGGAGCCACCAAAAAUCCUUUAAUUGGAACUUCCUGCAAACUUCAUAGGAAUCUCUAGUGUUAACUAUCUCGAACAGAAUAAAUUCCGACAGCAUCAGUGAUGUCUCCCCACAAAUGAGUGCUAUUGGAUGAGGAUAGUAUUUUGUGACUCGAAUAAACGUCGAGUGGCUGGACGCUAGCAAGGACAAAGUGGUGGUGGCCUAGAUUUGGUCGGGAAUCAUUGAACUGCGAGACAAAGGUUACCACUGAGAAACAGCGAUAACGCACAGACGUGAGGAAAGACAUGCUGAAGAACAACCAGACGUCAUUCGAGGAAAAAUGGCCCCAAAUGCGGCCGAUAGUGCUGAAGCUUUUAAAGCAGGAACCGGUCACGCACUCCGAAUGGCAGGAGCUAUUCUAUGCGGUACAUUUGGUGUGCCUCUGGGAUGACAAGGGUCCUUCCAAAAUACAUGACUGCCUCCAGGAGGACAUCGUAACAUUCAUCAAACAAGCCCAAAGCCGAGUACUUGCGCAACGCGAGGAACAGGCCCUGCUGAAGGCAUACAUCGUCGAAUGGAGAAAGUUCUUUACCCAGAGCAGUUAUCUACCAUUACCAUUCUGGCAGUUGGAGAAUGCCCUGCAGGUGAGUUGGCACCAACAAAAGUGAUUUUAGUUCGCACAA